UUGAACCGCCGUUUUGCCUACAGGAGCCUCCGCGCAGACCGGGCGGUGGGCGACCUCUUCUGGUCCCGCACCGCCCGCCUAGGGACGGGCGACCGCCGCUGGGAAGGGUUUAGCUCCGUGUUAACCGGUGCCGAGGGAAGCGGAGGCUUUCUGUUCCUGGCGUGGUUAGCAAGGGAGCCACGGCGUUCCCGUAACGCUGUCUCUUACUCCGUUUGCAGUGUUGGCGGAAUGGAAACCAAGGGUAAAAAGAAGUUCGUGAGGAAGAGUGGAAAAGCGCCUCGUGGAAAAGUGCCACACGGGAAGAGGAAAUUUAAAAAAGAUAAUGAUUCGGGUCCACCAAAGAAACUUCUUAACAAAGGAGAUGAGGAGGGAAAGCCUAAACCAAUUUCCAAUAAAUUUGUGAAAGGACAGUUAAGACCUGGAAGAGCUAGUGUCAAACAAUUCAAGAAUAAACAGCAAUCAGAAAAGCUUGCAAAGAAGAGGAAGCUUCAGGAUGGUGAAGAGGGAGGGUCAGAUUCGAAGAAGCCGAAAUGGAAUGACUUAAAAAAGAAAAGGAAGGAGUUAAAGCAAACCAGACAACUUAAUGAUAAAAGUAAUUAUGACAUAAUUGUAAAAUCAAAGCAAAUAUGGGAAAGUGUGAGAAGGAAGAAGUGCGAUAAGGAGAAGCGAGAAAAACUAAUGAAUGAACUACAGAAGCUUCUUCAUGGAAAAAUUAAAAGCCUGGCGUUUGCACAUGAUUCAACUCGAGUGAUCCAGUGCUUUAUUCAGUAUGGUAAUGAGAAGCAAAGGCAAGAGACAUUUGAAGAAUUGAAAGGUAGCCUAGUAGAGUUGAGCAAGUCGAAAUAUUCCAGAAAUAUUGUGAAGAAGUUUCUUAUGUAUGGGACAAAACCACAAGUUGCAGAAAUAAUAAAAAGUUUUAAAGGCCAUGUGAAAAAAAUGCUCCGUCAUGCCGAAGCAUCUGCUGUAGUGGAAUAUGCAUAUAAUGACAAAGCCGUUCUGGAGCAGAGAAAUAUGCUGACAGAAGAACUAUAUGGGAACACUUUCCAGGUCUACAAGACACCAGUUGUCCCAACACUGGAUAAAGUGUUAGAAGCCCAGCCUGAAAAGAAGGAGGCCAUCUUGGAUGAAAUGAAACAGAUCCUUACACCAAUGGCACAAAAAGAGGCUGUGAUAAAGCACUCACUGGUACAUAAAGUAUUUUUGGACUUUUUCACUUAUGCUCUUCCGAAACAAAGAUGCGAAAUGAUAGAAGCUAUCAGAGAGGCUGUCAUCUACCUGGCACACACUCAUGAUGGAGCCCGAGUAGCAAUGCACUGCUUAUGGCAUGGUACUCCCAAGGACAGAAAAGUCAUUGUGAAAACUAUGAAGACAUAUAUUGAAAAAAUAGCAACGGGUGAAUUUUCUCAUCUGGUCUUGCUGGCAGCAUUUGAUUGCAUCGAUGACACAAAACUCGUGAAACAGUUAAUUAUAUCAGAAAUAAAUGCUUCUUUGCCCAAUAUAAUAAACAACAAAUAUGGAAAGAAGGUCUUGUUGUACUUGCUAAGUCCUAGAGACCCUGCACAUUUUGUUCCAGAAAUCAUCAUGCUUCUGCAACAGGGAGAUGGAAAUGCCUAUAGUAAGAAGAAUACUGAACUCCGCCGUCGUGAACUCCUGGAAGCUAUUUCCUCACCUUUGCUAGAAUAUUUGCAAGAACACACCCAAGAAGUAGUGAUAGACAAAUCUACCUUUGUCUUGGUUGCUGACAUCUUAAGAACAGCUCUUGGUGACAUCCAGCCUGCACUAGAUGCAAUUGCGAAUUUAGCAGCGGAAGAGCUGGUUCCAGGUGGCCAUGAUGGGCAGCUUCACAUUGCAGAGCAUCCAGCAGGCCAUCUAGUUUUGAAAUGGUUAAUAGAGCAAGAUGAAAAAAUGAGAGAGAAUGGAAAAGAAGUUUGCUUUGGAAGAACAUUGGUGGAACGUGUUGGUAUUGAGAAUAUGAAGACCUGGGCAGAAGUAAAUCGAGGUGCCAUUAUUCUUUGUUGGAGGGGAUGGAGGCGAGCUGGGGCAUUCACAGCAGUGCAUGGGUGGCUGGAGGGCAAGAGGUAACAGCACAAGCUGAAGCACAAGAGGCUGAGGCUGGAGAUAAGGACAGUCCUUUUCCCCAUAAGGACAGCCCAGCAGCAGGGCUGGGGCCUAGGGAGGUUGGGCUGUCUCCUGCAUUGGGGGGAUUUCAAGCCUGGACUGGAUGAAGCCCUGAGCAGCCUGGUCUGACCCAAUGUUUGAACCUGCUUUGAGUAGAGAUCUGCAGUUCCUUCAAGUCUGAUUUGUUCUGUGUUGGUUGUGUUGUCACUUGGUGUUCCAUGCUUUCUGGAAAGUUUUACAUCUUUUUCUAAUAGCAGGUAACAGAAUCUGCCCUGAACUAUGUUAUUCCUAAAUAGUUAUUGUUUCCUUACAUGGGCAGCUUCUUUUUCUAUGACCUACAUGAUGACCUUUGACAUCCUUGUUUU
This is a messenger RNA of Haliaeetus leucocephalus (bald eagle), 2483 nucleotides long. It is a transcript of the gene PUM3, whose product is annotated as KIAA0020 ortholog. Gene Ontology annotation, molecular function: mRNA binding. Gene Ontology annotation, biological process: regulation of translation. The transcript has 17 exons. Bases 229 to 2082 code for a protein of 617 amino acids. The record is from RefSeq and is a predicted model, not a curated record. Lineage: Eukaryota; Metazoa; Chordata; Aves; Accipitriformes; Accipitridae. Gene Ontology annotation, cellular component: nucleolus.